Molecule: messenger RNA, 1092 nt
Organism: Rotaria sp. Silwood2
Lineage: Eukaryota; Metazoa; Rotifera; Eurotatoria; Philodinida; Philodinidae
Source: the annotation of a GenBank genome assembly
AUGUAUAGAACAUUUGAUGAUCUAUAUUUGUUAAAAACAUUACGUGGAUAUGAAGCACGUUUAUUAAUAGAUAUUUUAUCUGGUUAUCGUUCACAAUUAGUAAAACGUCCAACAAUAUUUAAUCGUUAUGUUGGUUUAUAUUCUAUACGUUUUCGAAGAGUAGUAUCAUCUACUUUUUAUAUCGCUAUUAUGGUAAAUGCAAUGACACCAUCAUUAAAUAUUAAUCAAAUAUUUGAUUUGAAAGGUUCAACUAUUAAAAGAAGAUCACAAGGAAAUUUAUACCAAGAUAAAUUACAGCAGUUAAAAGAUCAGGAUUUUUUGGAAACAUAUCCACAUGGAAUACGUAUACCAUCGAAUAUUCAUCAUCGCUUAUAUACAGUGAUAUCAAAUGAUAUUAAAGUUUUAAAAAAAUUGAAUAUAGUUGAUUUUUCUUUAUUACUUGGAAUUAGACAUUUAGAUAGAUCAAAUAGUGAUCUUAUGCAACCUCAACCAUCAAAUGGUAUAGCUGCUCUUUUUAGUACAGUACAGAGUCUUGCCGUAUUUUGUACAAAAACACAUCUACUUCGUGAUUCAUUACCAGAUUCUCAAAUUGACUUAACAUCUUUACCAACUUCAUAUUUAAAACCAAUGCAAAUGAUUCGUGAAAACAUUGAUACAAAUUUAUUUUAUAACAAUGAUCCAGUUGCUUCUGCUAGUUUACCAAUACCAGGCAUUAUAAAUAAUAGUGAUCAACGUGUUUAUUUAUAUUUGUGUAUUAUUGAUAUGCUUCAACCAUUUGAUUGUCGUAAAUCUUUAGAGCAAAAAUUUAAAAAACUUACUGAUCCUAAUCGACAUCAUCAAUAUUCUCUUAUUGAACCAGACGAAUAUGAAAAACGACUUUUAAAAUUUUUAUUUGAAAAAGUUUUUAUUCAUGCUGGUGAUGAUUUUCCAUGGCCUUUAACUGAUGUUAACGAUCCUGUUACUGAUACUAAUAAUGAAUUAUCAAUAGAAAAUAAGAGGCCUAUAAAGAAAAAUCGUAUUCGUAGACGUCAGCAUUCAAUUCAACAUCGUAAAAAUUCAACUUCAAACAUUGAUAGCGAAACUGAUUUAUAA